GGCUUGUAUCCCAACUCCAUCGCAUUGUGGUCCGAUUUUAUAACCAACCGCCACACCAUGGCGACACCAAACCCCACCCCAAAUGUCAUGCCACCAGAACAGCGCCUGGCCCUAGAACAACAACAGCGCUAUGAACGCAUAACGCGGAACUUGGCCAUUGGAGGAGUGAUAUUAUGCCCCGUAAUCGCGCUCCUUCCACCGCGAAAACUCGACCUCUACACCUUUUCGUUGGGAAUCGGUUUCUACCUUUCGGCUGACCACCUCGUUACUCUCCGCACCGGCCGCGGCCUCGUCCAGAACAUUCCUUUCGUGCGCGCAGUAGACCUUCCUACCGACCGAGCACGAGAGACACAAAAGAUACUGCGCGAGGAAAGGGAGAAGAGCAGAAAGAUGCUGGAGAGGAAAGAGGAACAGGAAAAGGGUAUAUUAGGGAAAUUAUGGAUGGGAGACGAGGAAGAAGGAUGGAAAGAGAAGCGACUGGGGGAAGAGAGGAAAGCGCUCGAGGAGGGCAGAGGAUAUGGAGACUUGAUUCUUGAGCAAAUUUGGGAUGUGUGGAAUUGGGACAAGAAAAAGAAGAGCAAAGACGAUGAGGGCAAGAAAGAGUGAAUCCUGAGUCUCGCUUCCCAAGAGCGACCACGGUGUGUCUAUGAUGAGGUGUAUAUUAUCAAGGUUGGCGCAGCGCUUUCUAUUGAGGGCAAGCCAUCCUAUGUAAGAGUAUUUGGUAUUGAUGGACGAGGACGUGCUGGGGGACCAGUACAAGGCGACGAAUCCUACGCUAUCAUGACAUCUCGCGUCCAAGGGGCCAGACCGUCCUGAAACACCUUUGAGUAAUCGGCCUAAAACAAAUCGAAAACAUGUGGUCAUUGUGGGAUCAGUGCGCUUGUGGUGGCAUUGAGUCAGACUGAUUGCGCUCUCUAGCAUGGCAUACAUGAGAAAGAG
Molecule: messenger RNA, 939 nt
Organism: Exserohilum turcica Et28A
Lineage: Eukaryota; Fungi; Ascomycota; Dothideomycetes; Pleosporales; Pleosporaceae
Exons: 1
Coding region: 58-606 (182 amino acids)
Source: RefSeq, a predicted model, not a curated record